Alternaria atra is the source of this 1635-nucleotide messenger RNA. RefSeq lists its product as uncharacterized. The transcript has a single exon. The record is from RefSeq and is a predicted model, not a curated record. Gene Ontology annotation, molecular function: carotenoid dioxygenase activity. Lineage: Eukaryota; Fungi; Ascomycota; Dothideomycetes; Pleosporales; Pleosporaceae. Gene Ontology annotation, biological process: carotene catabolic process. The coding region runs from base 1 to 1635 and encodes 544 amino acids.
AUGGUCGCAACAACGGAUAUCUGGCCCAACACGGCAGGCUUCGAUACAGACUACGAGGAGCAUGAACCUGUCGAACUCUCCGUUAAAGGUACUAUCCCACGCUAUGCGGCAGGCGUACUUUACCGGACAGGGCCACUCGGCUACAAGGCGAAGACAGAUGAUGGAAAGAUCUGGGCAGCAAAACAUUGGUUUGAUGGGUUCUCAUGCGUGCAUCGCUUCCAGGUAGACUUCCAGGACGCCAACGGCCCAGCAAAAGUUACAUACCGCUCUCGACGCACAGUUGAUGAGUAUCUCGAGACCGUUCGCAGAACUGGCAGGCUUGACAGCACAACAUUCGCAUCAAAGCGUGAUCCAUGUGAAAGCUUCUUCAGAAAACUCAUGAGUAUGUUCGUAUCAACACCUAGCGAACGUAACGUUGGCGUUACACUGUCUAUCAACAUGCCCGGAAGCGACAAACUCUCCGACGGCACGAAGCCCAGGGCGAAUGGACACACUGGCGGGAUAGAAACUCUACAUGCCCGAACAGAUUCCGCAGCGAUCAAAGAGAUCGACCCAGAGACUUUAGAGCCGCGAGGUUACGCUUCGCAAGAAUCUCUCCAUCCAGAGUUGAAAGGGCCCUUCUCCGCCGCUCACGCCAAGUCCGAUCCUAGGACAGGUGAUAUGUACAACUUCAAUCUCGACUUUGGAUACAAAAGUACCUACCGCAUUUUCCGCGUCUCAGCAUCCUCGGGCGAGACACAGGUGCUUGCCACAUUCCAUGGCACGCCCGCAUAUAUCCACUCACUGUUUCUGUCAGAAAACUAUGUCAUACUUUGUGUCUGGAACAGUCAUAUCACAUGGAGUGGCCUUUCACUCAUGUACAACAAGAACGUCGUCGAUUCUAUCGCACCCUUCGACUCAAACUCCAAAGCCACAUGGUACGUCAUCGAUCGUAGACACGGCAAAGGACUUGUAGCAACCUACGAGAGCGACCCUUUCUUCUGCUUCCACAGUAUCAACGCCUGGGAAGAGCCGUCAGCCUAUGAUCCCAGCAAAACAGACAUCAUCACCGAGCUUAGCAUGUUUGAAAAUCUAGACGUCAUCAAGCGCUUCUACUACGAUAACGUUAUCUCUUCCAUCGACACACCAGACUACCAGGGCGAGAAGCGCAUUACCUGCCUGCCGAUGCAAGCGCAGUUCCGCCUUCCUAGUGUUGAUGCUGGUGUCUCUACUCCAAUGCCCGCUGAACUUGUCUUCCAGGCUGAGAAGUUCAAGUCAAUGGAAUUACCUACCCUUAACCCCGCAUAUCUGACAAGACCUCACCGCUAUACGUAUGGAUGUGCCGACCGUCUCAAAUCCUCGUUCUUUGACGGCCUUGUCAAGUUCGACAACAAGACCCAGGAAGUUAUCUUCUGGGAACAAGAGGGUCAUACGUCUGGCGAAGCCAUCUUCGUCGCUGAUCCCGAAGGCGUGGAGGAAGACGAUGGUGUGCUGUUGAGUGUGGUUCUGGAUGGAUAUGCGGAGAAGAGCUACUUGCUCGUGCUCAGUGCGAAAGAUCUGAAGGAGGUUGGAAGGGCGGAGAUGGACGGACCGAUGAGUUUUGGGUUUCAUGGGACGUUCAAGGAGUCGAACAAAAUGUAUAGAGGUGAUGUGUGA